Molecule: messenger RNA, 3267 nt
Organism: Adineta ricciae
Lineage: Eukaryota; Metazoa; Rotifera; Eurotatoria; Adinetida; Adinetidae
Source: the annotation of a GenBank genome assembly
AUGUCUGAAGCAGUCAUGGAUGAGGUUCCAUCUUCAAAUGGUUUAAUAACAGCAGAUACGAAUGCGUUAGUCGACGAAUCCGGUGUUAAAAAUGAAGAUGAAGAAUCGUGGCUGUAUGGAAAAUCGAAACUUGAUGAAAAUACUGAAUUAGCAGCAGUAGCGUCAUCGAUGGAUGAAGGUACAGCACAAGAUAUGGAUAAAGACAAAGCAACGAUACCGUUAGUGACAAAUGCACCAACUUCAUUGCUGGUCGGUAGUCAAAUCGAAGAUGAUUCGGAUGAUGAUGACGAUGAUGGAAUUCAAGUGACAAUUGGAAAUAUCAAAUCUGGUGCGGCUAUUUUCUCGACAAAUCGACAAAACAGUCGAACAGCAAUACCACAGGGUUCAGUCAUUCCAACAAAACCACAAGCAACACGUGGCGUCGAUUUAGAUGCUCAAGGUGUUAUUAACGGACAGCCAAUCUUUGAACAUGAUUUAAUGAAUGCCUAUAAGGACGAUGAAAAACCCUGGAAAAAGCCAGGUUUGAAAACGAUGACAACUUUGAUAUUUUUAAUCGAACUAUUUUGCACAGGUGCGGAUAUAACUGAUUAUUUUAACUAUGGUUUCACUGAAGAAACAUGGGCACAGUACUGCGAUCGUCAACGACGUCUACGAGCAGACAACAAUCUAGCUCGUCUCAAUGCUGCACAUAUGCCACAGAUGCCACCAAUGAUUCCAGGGCAUCCACCGAUGAUGCAUCCGAUGAAUCCUCACUCAGCAAUGAUGAUGAACAAACCACCAAUGAACAUGCCAAUUAUGCCAAGACCAUUUAUGAAUGUUCGAAAACAAGAUGGAAAGAUUGAUGUAAUUGGAGCUACGGAUCUAACAUCUCGUCGACCAAUGUUUGAACCAGGCCACUCUUUUGAUCAUAUGACAUACAUCAACGGACCUCCAUUUUCUGGUGGUCAACCACCGCCUAAUGGUCAGACAGUGGGCGAUCUUGCAACUCCACCACCAACAUCCAAUGGUCCAUCACAACCGCAACACGGAACACCACCCGGCGGCAACCAUCCCAUUCCAACACUUGGCGUGCCUCGAAUGUCAAUGAUACCACCGCCGAAUAUGCCAUUUCGACCGCAAUUCGGACAUCCACAUGCUCCUGGCGCACCACAAUUCUUUCCUCAUGGACCUGCGGGAGGCAUGCAUGGUGAAAGACCACCUCAAUCUUACUUUAUACCUCAUCCACAACAACAACAAUGGGAGAAACCCGGCGGACCGCCGAUGCAUGGCUUUCCACCUGGACACUUUCCUCCCCAACCACCCGCACUAGGCAAUGCUGGCAAUGGCAGACCAACUUCUAGUCGAAGUUCGACACCUGAAGAUCAUUCAUCACGAAGUUCCACACCAGAAGAAAACCGUCCUAGUGGCAAUGGCGGUGGUGCUGACGGUGAUAAGGCGUCGAAAGACGAACGAUACAAAGAACGAUAUAGAGAUGAACGUGAACACUAUCCAUCCUCCCGCCGACGUUCAUCACCGAAAGAUCGUACAUCAUCAUCCUAUCGUUCUCGUCAUCGAAGUGGUGACCAUGAAUAUGAACGACCAAGAGGUGAUCAGAAAUCAUCACGCGAUCGAGAUGAUAAAUAUGAGCGUUACUCACGCAAUGAUUCUAGACGACAUCAUCGGGAAGACAGUGGUCGUCACCAUCGCGGUGACGAAGAUUCAUCUCGUGGUCACCGUUCAUCUCACCGUACCCCAACAAAAAAUUUUUCAUCACCACCCAAAACAAUCCUUCCUAAUACAACACUAGAUCCUUCACAACCAUCAUCAGAAAAUCCUGAAUCGACCGACAAUGAUCAAUCGUCAAGCGCAAUUACAUCAACAACUAACCCAAUAGGUUCAACAUCAUCAUCGCCAAAUAGUCGAUCUCGUCGUGACGAUUCCGAACGUUCAUCUUCGCGUCAUGGUCAUCACAAAAAAUCUUCAAAACGCUCAAGACGCGACAGUGGCGAUGAACGAAGUCAUCACCGACGCUCGAAAGACAAAUCGAGUAGCAGUAAAAAGUCAGCAAGUCUAACAGAACCAGCAUCUGAUAUAUAUCAUAUGGCCAGUCCGCGUACUCGGUCGGUUUUGAAAGAUCUGAAGCUGAAAGAUGAUAAUAAUGUUUGUUUCGAAUGUGGAGCAUUAAACCCUCAAUGGGUCUCGGUUUCAUAUGGAAUUUUCAUUUGUCUGGAAUGUUCUGGUAAGCAUCGUGGCUUGGGCGUUCAUCUAUCAUUUGUUCGAUCGAUUACAAUGGAUAAAUGGAAGGAUAUUGAGCUAGAAAAGAUGAAAGCUGGUGGAAAUCGCCAAGCAAAAUCGUUUUUUGCCACACAAUCUGAUUAUGAUCCCAAUACGAUGAGUUUACAACAGCGAUACAAUACACGUGCUGCGGCACUCUAUCGUGAUAAAAUAAGUACUGAAGCACGAGGACAACCGUGGUCGAUCAGCACAUCUUCGGCACAAACCUACACAUCUUCUUCUUUACCAUCAACAACUGAAAAAUCUGCACAACAAAUCUCAUCCGAAUGGUCAGACUUCAAAUCAUCUGAUAGUCAAAACGAUGAUUACGGCGGUUAUCAAAAUAAUAAUUCAAAUGAACAGCAACCACAACGAUCUGGUUUGGGUAGUGGAAAUCCAAAAUAUUGGGGUUUUGGAAAUACAAAUAAUGAAUCAGCAUCCGGAUCUUCUCAACCAACUAGUCAAGAAUUACUUGCGUCAUCUAUAUCAAAUCUCAGUACGAAUGCAGCGAAGUGGGCUGGCGUAGCAAAAAGUUCGGUUUUUAAGUUUUCGAAAACUGCCGCCGAUAAAGCAUCGGAACUAACAUCUAAAUCUGGUGUGACCAAUGUCGCAUCAUCGGUGGGGAAAUUCGGUACGAAAACAUGGUCGGAUAUGCAAUCAUUAUGGUCUGGGAAAGAUUAUCAUUCUUCUAAACAAUCUGAUUCAAAUCAUGAUGAGUGGUCUUCAUAUCAGCAGGCGUCUCCGCCAUUAACAUUAGAUUCACAUCAUUCUGGUCAUCAGAAUACUUCAAAGUCGAAUACAAAUCUGUCCAGUCACGAAUUCGAAUCAGGUUUCGAUUCGUGGGUCAAUCAUGAACCGAACAUUUCGACGAAAAAGCCGGAUUCGAAGUCAAAAUCAACUACACACAAUAAACCGAAACAAGAGGAACAACCAGCAUCGAAUCUCAUUAAUUUCGAAGAUGAUAAAUGGGCCGACGAUGACGAUGCUGGAUGGGAAUCUAUCGACACUAAAUAA